GAGUCGGGACUACGUCCUCCAUCAGUCUGACCGAAAUAAAACAGUAAAUAUAAUGGCGGGCCAUUGAUACCAUGGCUCUUGGGUUUUGGAUUAUUCUGCCUUAGCUUUGUCGGCACAACGACACGACAUGGCGGAAAGGUUGGAGUGGGUGGAAAUUGUGGAGCCACGCACACGUGAGCGGAUGUAUGCUAACCUUCUGACAGGGGAGUGUGUGUGGGAUGCACCGCCAGGGGUCCGCAUCAAGCCCAGCGGAGAAGAUCAGUGGUGGGAGCUGUUUGACUCCAAAACAUCUCGCUUCUACUACUACAGUGCCGCUACACAGCGCACGGUCUGGCACAGACCUAAGUCAUGCGACAUCAUCCCACUUGCCAAACUACAGACCCUCAAACAGAACACAGACACCUUGCAGUGUGUGACGAUGACAUCACAUUCCAGUCCUGCCCACAGUGUGGUUGCCUCUUCACCGGAACAAGAGAAAGACGAAGAGGUGGAAAGGUUCAGAAUGCUGAUCAAGGUGUCCGACCGAGAGCCCAACUUCUUAUCUGAGGGGAAUGGGUUUUCAGGAUCACGUUACUGCCCAGGUAAUACGUCUCCCGAGUCUCAGGCUGGCCCUGUGCUCCAUCCAGACUGCCAAUCACAGUCGCCCUAUGUGAGGAGAUCAGAGCUGACCAUACAGAGACAUUCGUCCGGCGAAUCGCAGCCUCCAUCUCCUAGAUAUGGCUGUGAGCCCCCUCUGUACGAAGAACCACCCACAGAGUACCAGGCACCCCCCAUUUAUGAAGAACCGCCAACGGAUAUGCACUGUGACACUUCCCAUUACAGCUCCGAUGUGUCUCCCUCAAGGAAGGCCAACACAAGCUACCACUCACCCAAAAAAAGCCAGUCUCCUUAUAGCCAGUUGGUGCUAACCCGGCAAAAACCUGCCAGACAGCCGAAAGGUUCCAACCUAGAAUUCCAGGACUACUUCCAUAGCGGAAUGGACUGUACCAUGGGGAGGCAAGAGCAUACCUCAAGAGAGCGAAGCUGUAGUUCCAGUGGCCGGGAAUACAGUGCGGUUGGUCGAGAAUAUAUAAAGCAGCUUGUUUAUGUGGAGCAAUCUGGCUUCAGGACUGCAGACCACAUGGGCUGUUACAACACCCUGGGGAACGUGCCAAGUUCAGGGACUUUUAGCGGAUCUUUCACAUUGCAGCACCCUGCAGUUGGUGGAAAGCACAAACACAAAACCUACAAGUCUUCACUGGAAGGGGGGGUCAUAGCCCAGAAAAAUGCUGACUCUGCAAUGUUAAAGGCACAGUUGGCCCAGGAGGCGAAAGAGGCACUGAAACAGCGGACCAGGUGGGAUCAAAUUGGUGGUGCUUCAUUGGAGCGCAUAGGGGCCAAGGAUGGGUAUGACAGUGAUGGGGCUACGCCGCUUCCCCUGCCAGGCCCUGUCGUGCGUGCGCUGAGUGAAGAUGAAGCUUUGGCCCAAAGUGACAACCACUGGAGGGCCAAUGCUCACAACCUUGACAGACUGGCCUUCACACACAGCCUGCUUGAGAAGAGUCAGUCUGUGCAGACUAACUUGGCCUCACCUGAAACCACACUUCACCCCUCGCAGUCCGAGGACUUGGGAGCAUGUUUCCAGUUUGAGAAUGCACGGAAUGCCCGUAACCUGAUGCCUAGUUCCAGUUGUGGCGUAUUUCCAGAUUUUUCCCUAAGAAAGCCCUCCUCUGAGACUGAUAUUGAAAACUGGGCAUCAAAACAUUUUAAUACUCACACACAGGGGUUGUUUCGGAGAAAGGUGUCUAUCGCAAAUAUGUUGGCUUGGAGCAGUGAGGCCAUUAAGAAGCCUAUGAUUAUGACAUCGGAUAGGAUAAUCAAACGAGAAGCGGUUGACCUCUUCAAACUCAUCCAGACUUAUAUGGGUGAUCGCCGAGGGAAAGUCGAACCAUUGACUGUUGCCUUGGAAAUUGUGGUGAGAGGCUGGAGCUUACAAGGCCUUCGAGAUGAAUUGUACAUCCAGUUGUGUCGUCAAACCACGGAAAACUUUCGCUAUGACAGCCUAGAGAGAGGCUGGGAGCUGAUGGCUAUUUGUUUAGCUUUCUUUCCCCCAACACCCCGGUUCCACUCUUAUUUAGAGGGAUACAUAUACAGGCACGUGGACCCUCUGAAUGACAACAAGGGUGUGGCCAUCAGCAGUUAUGCUAAGUAUUGUUAUCGUAAACUCCAGAAGGCUGCUUUGACAGGAGCUAAAAAGGGUUUGAACAAACCCUGUGUGGAAGAAAUAAUUCACGCACGGAAUGCCAUAUUCAACCCUUCCAUGUUUGGUUCCUGUUUAGAGGAAAUUAUGGCACUACAGAAGGAACGAUACCCUGACCAUAAAUUACCAUGGAUACAAACACGCCUCUCCGAGGAAGUACUUGCACUUAAUGGGGAUCAGACUGAAGGAAUUUUUAGAGUACCUGGUGAUAUUGAUGAAGUGAAUGAUUUAAAAAUUCAGAUCGAUCAAUGGAAAGUUCCUACUGGCCUGGAGGAUCCCCACAUUCCAGCGUCACUGUUGAAGUUGUGGUAUAGAGAACUGGAGGAGCCUGUGAUUCCACAUGUGUAUUACGAGGAGUGCAUAUCUAACUGCGACUCUCCGGAAGCUGCUGUCAAUGUGGCUCUCAGCCUUCCUCAAAUAAACAAACUCGUCCUCUGCUACCUCAUCCGCUUCUUGCAGGUCUUUGCCCAGCCAUCUAAUGUGAGUGUAACUAAAAUGGAUGUGAAUAAUCUAGCCAUGGUGAUGGCUCCCAAUGUCCUUCGCUGCAUGUCCGAUGAACCACGAGUCAUCUUUGAGAACACUCGAAAGGAAAUGAGUUUCAUGCGUGUCCUUAUACAACACCUGAACACAAGCUUCCUUGAGGGAAUGCUAUAA
This is a messenger RNA of Engraulis encrasicolus (European anchovy), 2893 nucleotides long. It is a transcript of the gene arhgap39, whose product is annotated as Rho GTPase activating protein 39. Gene Ontology annotation, molecular function: GTPase activator activity; protein binding. NCBI's taxonomy places the organism in Eukaryota, Metazoa, Chordata, Actinopteri, Clupeiformes, Engraulidae. Gene Ontology annotation, biological process: signal transduction. The transcript is spliced from 10 exons. The record is from RefSeq and is a predicted model, not a curated record. The coding region runs from base 128 to 2893 and encodes 921 amino acids. Gene Ontology annotation, cellular component: cytoskeleton; cytoplasm.